AUGGAUCUCGAGGGCGGCCUCAGCUCCGGUCCCUCCAAGAGGGAUUCUUGGAGGGCGGUGCUGAGUUUGGCGUACCAGAGCCUGGGGGUGGUGUACGGGGACCUAAGCACGUCGCCGCUGUACGUGUACAAGAGCACCUUCGCGCAGGACAUCCAGCACUCGGAGACGAACGAGGAGAUCUACGGCGUGCUCUCCUUCGUCUUCUGGACCCUCACCCUCGUCCCGCUCCUCAAGUACGUCUUCAUCGUCCUCCGCGCCGACGAUAACGGCGAGGGAGGCACCUUCGCGCUCUACUCCCUCCUCUGCCGCCACGCCCGCGUCGGCUUCCUCCCCAACGGCCAGCUCGCCGACGAGGAGCUCUCGGCGUACAAGAAGGGGGACGGUGUCGGCAGCGGCGGCGGCCGCCGGGCGGAGGCGGCGGCGAGGGUGAGGAGGCUGCUGGAGAAGCACCAGGUGCUGCAGCGGUGCUUGCUGGUGCUGGCGCUGAUAGGGACGUGCAUGGUCGUCGGGGAUGGUGUCCUCACCCCGGCUCUUUCUGUUUUUUCGGCGGUGUCGGGGCUCGAGCUUUCGGUGUCCAGAGAGCAGCAUAAAUAUGUGGAAGUUCCUGUUGCUUGUCUUAUACUGGUUUGCUUGUUUGCUCUGCAACAUUAUGGUACCCAUCGGGUUGGAUUCCUGUUCGCGCCAAUCAUCAUUACUUGGCUUCUGUGUAUCAGUGUGAUUGGAGUUUAUAACAUUUUCCAUUGGAACCCUCAUGUUUAUCGGGCACUUUCUCCUUACUACAUGUACAAGUUUUUGAAAAAGACUCAAAGAGGAGGUUGGAUGUCCUUGGGUGGAAUCCUAUUAUGCAUAACAGGUUCUGAAGCUAUGUUUGCCGAUCUAGGACAUUUUUCACAGUUAUCAAUAAAGAUUGCUUUUACUUUUGUGGUUUAUCCAUCAUUGAUCCUAGCAUAUAUGGGACAAGCUGCUUAUCUGUCUAGACAUCAUACUAUUGAAAGUGACUAUCGAAUUGGAUUCUAUGUAUCCGUACCAGAGCGGAUAAGGUGGCCAGUUUUGGCAAUAGCUAUACUUGCAGCUGUUGUCGGAAGCCAAGCCAUUAUCACUGGCACUUUUUCCAUCAUCAAACAGUGCUCUGCUUUGGGCUGCUUUCCUAGAGUAAAGAUAAUUCACACAUCAUCUAAAGUACAUGGACAAAUAUACAUCCCGGAGAUCAACUGGAUCUUAAUGGUCAUGUGCUUGGCUGUAACUGUUGGUUUCAGAGACACAAAGCGCAUGGGUAAUGCAUCAGGCUUGGCAGUUAUAACUGUGAUGCUAGUCACCACCUGCUUGAUGUCCCUGGUGAUAGUCUUGUGUUGGCAUAAGAGCAUCUUUGCGGCUGUAUGUUUCAUUCUCUUCUUUGGCACCAUUGAAGUGCUCUAUUUCUCGGCUUCUCUUAUUAAGUUCUUGGAAGGAGCUUGGGUACCCAUUGCCCUCUCCUUCAUUUUCAUGAUUAUCAUGUAUGUCUGGCACUAUGGCACCCUUAAGAAAUAUGAGUUUGAUGUCCAAAAUAAGGUUUCCAUCAACUGGCUCCUCAGCCUGGGUCCUACUCUUGGAAUCGUUCGUGUGAAAGGGAUUGGCCUCAUACAUACUGAGCUUGUGUCAGGAAUACCAGCCAUCUUCUCCCAUUUCGUCACCAACCUCCCUGCAUUCCACCAGGUCCUCAUCUUCCUCUGCAUCAAGUCAGUCCAAGUGCCAUUCGUCCGGCCAGAGGAGCGGUUCCUUGUGAGUCGAAUUGGCCCCAAAGAAUACAGGCUCUAUAGGUGCAUCGUCCGCUAUGGAUACCAUGAUGUCCACAAGGAUGACUUAGAGUUUGAGAAGGAUCUAGUUUGCAGCGUAGCAGAGUUCGUAAGGUCGGGGGGUUCUGAGCCCAAUAGCAUAGUGGCAGAGUCUGCAAAGGAUGAAGAGAGGAUGGCUGUUGUUGGAGCUGGAGUCCGGUUGUGCAAGGAGGAUGGGGAGCCAGCGGAUGUGACGAGCCCCUCAGAUUCUAGAGAGAUACAGUCGCCUGUGAUUGCAACAAGGAAAAAGGUGAGGUUCAUGCUGCCCGAGAGCCCAAAAAUGGGUGCUGGGGUGAGGGAGGAGCUGCAAGAGUUGAUGGAGGCAAGGGAAGCUGGAAUGGCAUUCAUACUUGGGCAUUCCUAUGUCAGGGCAAAGAGCGGCUCAGGUUGGUUCAAGAGGCUGGUGAUCGAUGUUGUAUAUGAUUUUUUGAGGAGGAAUAGUAGGGGUCCGGGAUAUGCAGUUAGCAUCCCUCACGCAUCCACUCUGGAGGUUGGGAUGAUCUACCAUGUCUGAGUUUUAUUAUGAUACAGUUGUAUAUCUUUGUUCAUCAUGUAAAUUAUUAUAUAGUUCAGCCUCUCUUUAUCA
Phoenix dactylifera (date palm) is the source of this 2397-nucleotide messenger RNA. Its product is annotated as potassium transporter 6-like. Gene Ontology annotation, biological process: potassium ion transmembrane transport. NCBI's taxonomy places the organism in Eukaryota, Viridiplantae, Streptophyta, Magnoliopsida, Arecales, Arecaceae. The record is from RefSeq and is a predicted model, not a curated record. Gene Ontology annotation, molecular function: potassium ion transmembrane transporter activity. Gene Ontology annotation, cellular component: membrane.